AUGUUGUACAAUUUGUCCGGUUUCCCGAUUGUUCUUUUCGGGAUCUACGAUGUGAAUCUGAUAGCCACGAGAAUUGACCUGUUCAUUGUGUAUCGAUUGUUGCUGGUGCUGGAGAUGAUUGGGAUCUUCUAUGCGCUAACUGUUGGCUUGAUCGCUUGCAAAAUCAUCUACGAAUCAAAUGUCUUUCAUCACAAUUUCACGAAUGUUCUUGUGGUUUUCCUCGUGGAACACGCACUGUCACAAGUUGGACGAGGGAUUCUGAUGGGAUAUCAAUAUGGAGUGUUUAAGAUCACUGGCGAAAUCUGCUCGGAUCUUCCCCUCUUUUUCCUCUCACUAUUCCGUUUCUUUGUCUACGCGGCGGCGCUGUUAAUCUUGGGAAAUAUGGUGAUCGAACGCUCGAUGGCUAUCUUUUUCAUCAAGGACUAUGAAUCACUGGCCGUGAAAAUCAUCUACGAAUCAAAUGAGUUUAAUCGAAAUUUGAUCAACUCUUUGGCACUUUUUCUGUGUCAGCAAAUCGUUUCUCAAAUUGGGCGAUUGAUCUUAUUGAUUUAUCAGAGUGGAGUGCUGGGGAUUACAGGUAAUCCUCUCAACGACCUCCCCGUUCUCAUUCUCUGUUCGUAUCGCUUAUGUGCUAUGAUCGCUUGUAUUGCCUUGAUUCAAACCGUAAUCCUGGAAAGGGCAAUCGCGAUUCUUUACAUUCGGGACUAUGAAUCGUUGAAGAGACCCUGGAUCGAGUGGUGCCUUCACACGGUCACUUUCUUGGUUCAACUCGGUGGCUUAUCGAUUUUCUGCUAUUGUUUCUCCUUCCUCUCGGAUUUAACCUACAAAAUCAUCUACCCGCUUCCUCCUUCUAGCCGGCACAUUGGCCUUUCUUGUGAGCUCUGGAAAAUGCUGAUCAAAAAAAUCUUCUUUGCUCAAUGUUGCUUUGGUGUCAUUGCGGCCACGCUUUUCUCGGUUCCGCAUUUCUUUUUCGAGGAUAGCACUGCUGAGAUGGAGUUGGGAAUGGCCUCUUUGGAUGCAUUGCACAGCCCAUAUGUUAUGAUUUUUCACUCAACUUUCAUCUACAUUGUGCCUUCGUGGCGGGAAAAGUUCAAGGAAAAUCUGCGAAGGAUUUUCAAGAGACAAAAAGUCGAUGUAAAGAAGAAAGCGAUUUUUGUUGGAGUGGAUCAUAUUUUGCAAAAUGAGGAGGGAAAUGUAUAUUUUGAUGAAUUGCGAAAAAUGUGGGCA
Messenger RNA from Mesorhabditis belari, 1227 nucleotides. Lineage: Eukaryota; Metazoa; Nematoda; Chromadorea; Rhabditida; Rhabditidae. The record is from the annotation of a GenBank genome assembly.